AUGUCUUGUAAUUUUCCGCACGAACUUGAACCCUGUUUAGCUCGUCUUGGGACUACGCCAGAAGACAAACCUGCUUUCAUCAAGGAAGUGUAUGCAGUAGACGAUAUAGAGACACUGAGACAGAUUAUCAUAAGAAAAGAGAGAGAAAGACAGAGCAUUGCCAAUGAUUUAGAAGUAGCAGCUAGAAUUGGUCUCGUUAUUUCUGAAACAAAUGAAGCCAUACAACUCAAGCUCGAACAUCUAGAAAGAGAGAACAAGAUGCUUCAAGACGAACUUAGAUUACGAGCCAACGACGCAAAGAAAGACAUCAAUGCUGUAAAUGCAACGAAUGAUGGUUUAUUGCUUUCAGAAGAAGAAGAAAAAAUCUACCUCACGCAAGAAUUAGAUCAAGCGCGAAGAGAGUUGACGAAAUUUAGAAGAGAAAUGGAUGGUCUAUCUGCUCAACUGAACGAUAUGGCAUCAGAGAUGGUGGAUUCUCGUUCAAAAGUGAGUGUUUAUGCAAAGAGGCUGGCAGAAGUGGAGCAGAAACUAGCGGCAACCAGGGAUGUGAAUACAAAUUUGCAAGCUCUGUUGGAUAAAGCGCUUACUUCACAGAAGCAAUCGAGCUCGAAUACCUCGCAUUUGGUCAAAAAUAUUCAAAUGGAUCUGUCCAGGGUUGUUUCUGAAAACGAGCAAUUGCGAGCACGUAUUGCUGAACUCGAAAAUCAACAGAUUGAAUGCGAGGAAAAGCUGGCUGCCAUGGUGAUUCAGGCACAAGAAUAUGCAGCUCGAUUGGAGCAAGCGCAAGACACAAUUCAUAGUCUGAGUGAGCCUAAACUGUUGGAUGAAGACGAUUUCCCCAGCAUGAGCCAACACAGCGGCUUUAAUUCAUUUUCUGUCUCAUCACAGGAUGGCACCAAGGAAACUGAAAUUACAAAGGGGCCUGUAUUUUCUGCAGAAUUCAGACAAGAAAUGCAAAAAGAAAUCGAACGCAAUCUGAACCUAAGGAACGAAAUCCGCCAUCGCAUCAUUACAGCAGAUUCAAACAAUACAGACAAGAAGAAGUUGCAAGAAGGACUAAAGUACCUUGUAUCGGAACGAGAGAACGCUGGAUUAGCCAGUUUAUCUACCAGCACCAGUUCAUCCACCAACUCUUCCAUCCUGUCCACUGUCAUGAAGAAGGAAAUGAUACACACCACUGCAGCUGCAGCAGUUGCAGCAGUAGCAAAUACAGCACAUAAUUUAAAUCCACAUGCAUCCCACACUAUUCAUACCACUACCACCAACAAUCAUACAUCUAAUAUAUCUAAUACAUCUAAUACUAUAAAUAAUAUAAAUCAUCAGCAUAGCCACCACGCACACACAUCGCAAGCAUCAUCACCAUCGCCGUCAAAUGCAGGCGUAGUAGAAGAAGAACCCAAGGCCCCCGUAUUGAGGCCAGCGAGCUUCUUGACUGGAUUUGGUGGAUUUGGAUCUGAAACAGGGCUAGGCAUUGGAGGCAACUUCAUCACCAGAGGUAUUCCGCCAAGAGGUGCUUUUGCUGCUACAUCGGGUGGCGCUUCUGCAGCAACAAACGCAUUGUCUGCCUCGCGUGGUGAUGGACCUAGUAUAUCCACGCGAUUCUUUCAGAGAUUGGCUUCGAGAUUAGAUGAUUAUGACAAGAAGGUUCCUUCUUCAAUAAGCAAAUAA
Molecule: messenger RNA, 1668 nt
Organism: Mucor velutinosus
Lineage: Eukaryota; Fungi; Mucoromycota; Mucoromycetes; Mucorales; Mucoraceae
Exons: 5
Coding region: 1-1668 (555 amino acids)
Source: RefSeq, a predicted model, not a curated record